AUGGACGUAUAUGUCCAGAUCACAGGCCUGGACUCAGGGAGGAUGCGCAGAGUCAAGGCACUGCUUGACAGCAGUUGCAGUACCUGUUGCAUCAACACUGACUAUGCGCAGGCAGAAAGAUUGGAUAUCCAGGAACUCCCCCAACCCAUCAUGGCCCGUAACGCUAACAACGCCAAGAACAUCAGUGGCCAGAUCACACACUAUGUCAAUUUGAGGAUGAGAAUUGGCCCUCACGUGGAAACAUGCCCGUUCCUCCUGACAUGCCUGGGAAAAGCACAGAUCUUCAUUGGCUUUGAUUGGUUGAUGGAGCAUAACCCCGAGGUGGACUGGCACAAGCAGACAAUGAAAUUCAGUCGAUGUCCGGAACAGUGCAACAUGAGGGGUCACAAGGAGCAUCAGGCGAUGAUAGAUAUGGACUCAGUUGACCUGGACACGUGUGCAUCGGAGUUGGAGGAAGGAGAAUCAAUCCUAUUGGUCAACUUUGGGAAGGAGGUUGAUCUACGGCUAAAGGCAACGCCGGCGCAGAAGUUUGCAGAAGAAGCGGAAAAGGAGAGGGAGAGAAUGACCAAGGGGAAGGUUCCGGAUCAAUACCGGGAAUUCAUCAAGGUGUUCGCAAAAGAAUCAUUCGACUCGCUGCUAGACAGACGCACAUGGGACCACGCAAUUGAACUCAAACCUGGUUCCAAGGCAGUGGACUGCAAGGUCUACCCAUUGUCACGGAAUGAACAGGUCAAGCUGGACAAGUUCCUCAAAGAGAAUCUUGCCAGAAUGCAGAGAGGACUGGAGUCAACAGUAAGAAGCUCUGCAUUGCAAGACAAGACAAGAAAAGAAUCUACAGACCUGGAGUCAACAGUAAGAAGCUGA
Molecule: messenger RNA, 864 nt
Organism: Mycena citricolor
Lineage: Eukaryota; Fungi; Basidiomycota; Agaricomycetes; Agaricales; Mycenaceae
Source: the annotation of a GenBank genome assembly